GCGUUGAAUCGCGUAGUUAAUUGCUCGUAUUAUCUGAAAAACUUCGACGAAAAAAUAAAAAUAUGCCUGGAAUUAUGGUAGAAUACAUCUUUUAUGGUAUGUCGUAUGUCGAAUUUGUUUUGUUUUUUAUUUUUAUUUUAUUUUUAUUUCUCAUAUUUUUCUUCUUUAUGUAAAUUUUAUUAGUUGAUCGUUGACAUCUAUACUCUUUACUGCUAUAGUCCGUGUGUCAUUGUUUCCAUAAUCCACAUGACCAUAAGUAAUUAUUAUAUUAUUUCAGAAUACUUCUAUACAUAAUAUACAUUACACGAUACACCCACAAUUAAAUAUUCAUAUGUACUAUUAUAGUUAACGUUGUUUCCUAUUACAAUACGUAAUCCUGCGUGUGCAGCAAUAAUUUUUAUUAUGUUAUUAUAUCAUUAUAUUGGGUAGCGCGCAUUAUCGGACGCACUCGGGCGCGACUGCAUAUUAUAGUGCCAAGAGAGAGUCGAUAGUCUGUGCAUUUUACAAACGUUGAAUUUCGUGUGUGUUAUUGUUUUAUUGUAGUGUUGUCUACCUCGUAGUAUGCGGUCGUACAAAAACAUAUUGAUUACUGCUGUAUACCCAUCUGCACCAGCUACAUCCAGUGUACGUCGGAGCUCGCAAUUUUUAUUGAUUUUCACAUAUUAAUAAUCGCUUAUAUUUACUACGAGUGUGCGGUCUAUUACUGUUCAAAGCUACGAAAUGAAUAAUGAGACAUUGUUGUUGGUCCUAAUCCUUGUCGUUUGCGUUCUGCAGACGAUCACUAAUCAGUCGUCGUCUUGUUCUCGACAUUUGCAACGGCCAAAACACGAGUACCACCUGACAAAGGAAUGCGCAGCAUCCAAUAUGCGGACGGUUGCAUCGUCGAACGCGACGGAUUUAGAAUCUUGCGUCCAGUUGGCUACGACGAAAAAUGCUUUCGCAUUCACAUACGCAAACUUCUCUGAAGAUAUGGAAUCCACAUUGAGUUCCACGUGCAAUGUUUUUGAUUGCCCGGAGUUCCAUUCAUUUUUACUCACUGCAAAUGUAUCAAUGUACGACUAUUAUAGCAUGUUCUCAAAACCUUUGCCUGGUGAAAACUAUACUUGUGCACCGGGCCUUGGCGUAUUCGAAUUGGUAUCGAAUCAUUUAAACUAUUCAAACGCUAUGAUCGCAUGUGAGAACGUCGGCGGUCAUCUCGCAAAUGUCGUAUCCGAUUCUCGGACUUCAUUCUUGGCCGCGUUGGUGUCAUCGGAUUUAAAAAACAAGACUCUCAACAACCGUAAAGCGUUUGUUGGAUUAUUCUUCGAAAAUGACUUUGUAACCAUCACAGGCGAACCGUUGAGUUGUUUGCCGUUUAGAUCAUGGGCGCCAGGUCAUCCAAAAUCUGGAAGAUCUAAGAAAGAGUGUGUAGUGCUCACGGGCAACAGGUACUGGGAGACAGUGGACUGUUCGAAGAAGUUUCCCUACAUUUGCGAACUCGUGCCGGAUGGUCCACUGAGCCUUGUGGAACGGUACUGCGCACCGAUUAACAACAUAAAACGUAGAAAAAAUUGUAUUUUACGUAACCACAAACAAUUUGAACAAAUCGAGCAAACAAAACAACAAUGCAAUGGCAUUAUCAACACAAACAAAUCUGUGGCCAUAAAUGACAACAAUUAAGUUCUGAAUGAC
This is a messenger RNA of Aphis gossypii (cotton aphid), 1671 nucleotides long. RefSeq names its product lymphocyte antigen 75-like. The coding region runs from base 721 to 1659 and encodes 312 amino acids. NCBI's taxonomy places the organism in Eukaryota, Metazoa, Arthropoda, Insecta, Hemiptera, Aphididae. The transcript is spliced from 5 exons. The record is from RefSeq and is a predicted model, not a curated record.